Molecule: messenger RNA, 2298 nt
Organism: Closterium sp. NIES-65
Lineage: Eukaryota; Viridiplantae; Streptophyta; Zygnematophyceae; Desmidiales; Closteriaceae
Source: the annotation of a GenBank genome assembly
AUGGAUGAUGGUUGUGAAGGGGAGGAGGAGGAGGAGGAAGAGGGGAGGGAAGAGAAAGCAGAGGGCGGAGGAACAGAGGAGAACGACGCAGCAGCAACUGCCCUCCUCGCCAAGGCCGACGUGUCCCUGUCAGCCACUGCCACGUGUGACUCCUUCGCUGACCUGGCACUGGCGCCGUGGCUGGUCGCCACGUGUCAUGAGAUGGGUCUGCGCCAUCCCACCCCAGUGCAGUGCGCGUGCAUCCCCCCCGUCGUUGCGGGGAGCAACGUGAUUGGUGUGGCUCAGACCGGCAGUGGGAAAACGGCUGCUUUCGCCCUGCCUAUUCUGCAGAAAUUACCCAAGGCCCUGCUGAUGGGGCCUUGUGCUGAUCCUGUUGGUUUCCAUCAGGGAGCUUGCGCUGCUGCAGUUCAGAUCGCCCACCUAUUCAGAAACCCUUUUCUUACCCAACCUCACUCCCCCCCCGCCCCCCCUCUGCAUCCCUCCACCCGACCUGUCUUGACUCUUGCCUUGUCCGCUGCCAAGGACACCUAUGCUAUGGGGUGUUUGUUUCGGCCUAGUCCUGAUGCCCACUGGGAAUCUCUGUCUGCUCUGCAGAUCGCCGACCAGUUCUGGGACGCUCUCUCCUCUCCCCACCUGCGCCCGUCCGCCUGCCCUCCUCUCACCUGCGCAGAAGCUAGCCCAGACGUGUUCGCCCUGCUCCUCCUCAACCCUACCAGGGAGCUCGCCCUGCAGAUCGCUGACCAGUUCCGGGCUCUGCUACACUCUCCUGCGCCUGCCUUUUCCCCGUUUUCCAACUCACUGCUGCAGAGCCUAGCCGAGGACCCCCCUAUGGCGUCUUCGCCCUGGAAGCUUGCUUUGCAGAGCGCCCACCAGUUCAGCGACCCUCUUCCGUCCAUCUGCAUGCACUGCAACUGCACUGCACCCUUCCAAGCCCCCCUGCCUUGCUCGUUACAGAAGCAAGCAGAGGGCCCAUAUGGGGUGUUUGCCUUGGUGCGGACACCCACCAGGAAGCUCGCGCGGCAAAUCGCCCACCAGUUUUGCGACUCCUGUUUCCCCACCCCACCCACUUUUUCUUCUUUCUGCAUCCCUCCACCCGCCCCGGCUCCCCCCCUGCAGAAGCUAGCUGAGGACCCCUAUGGGAAGCUAGCGGAUGACCCGUAUGGCGUGUUAGCUCUUGUCCUCACGCCCACCAGGGAGCUUGCUCUGCAGAUCGCCGACCGGUUCCAGGCUCUACUGCCCCACAUGCAUUUCCUCUUCUUUGCUUACCUGCACCUGUCUUCUCUUCCCCCUCUUUCCACCUCCCUGCAGAAGCUAGCAGAGGACCCGUAUGGAGUCUUCGCCCUGGUGCUCACCCCCACCAGGGAGCUUGCCCUGCAAAUCGCCGACCAGUUCCGCGCUCUGGGAUCGUCGCUCUCGCUGCGUUGUGCCAUUGCCAUUGGCGGGGGUGACAUGGUGGAGCAGGUGAGUGAGAAGGAGAGCUUGGGGUGGCAUGGUGGAGCAGAUGAGAAGAGAGACCCGGGCUCUAGCCUGUGGGGUCGUCCCUCUCUCUGCCUGCACUGCGCUGAUGCCAUUGGCGAGGGUGACAUGGUGGAGGAGGUGAGAGAGAAGGGAGGCUCUGAACCUGGUGUCGUGUCAGCAGCUGAGAUGAGAUGCACAGGUGAAGUAAACACCAUGGAGGAGGGACGGGCAACAGGCAUGGGGGGACGGGCAUGGGGGGACGGGCAUGGGGGGACGGGCAUGGGGGGACGGGCAUGGGGGUCUUGCAUGGGGGGACGGGCAUGGGGGGACGGGCAUGGGGGGACGGGCACGGGGGGACGGGCAUGGGGGGACGGGCAUGGGGGGACGGGCAUGGGGGGACGGGCAUGGGGGGAUGGGCAUGGGGGGACUUGCAUGGGGGGACGGGCAUGGGGGGACGGGCAUGGGGGGACGGGCAUGGGGGGAUGGGCAUGGGGGGACUUGCAUGGGGGGACGGGCAUGGGGGGACGGGCAUGGGGGGACGGGCAUGGGGGUCUUGCAUGGGGGGACGGGCAUGGGGGGACGGGCAUGGGGGGACGGGCACGGGGGGACGGGCAUGGGGGGACGGGCAUGGGGGGACGGGCAUGGGGGACGGGCAUGGGGGGACGGGCAUGGGGGGACGGGCAUGGGGGGAUGGGCAUGGGGGGACUUGCAUGGGGGGACGGGCAUGGGGGGACGGGCAUGGGGGGACGGGCAUGGGGGUUUGGCAAAGGGGAUGCAGCAAGUCGACAUACGACGGGUCAGUCAGACGUGGUGGUAGUAGUGGACGUAGUGCCUGCAUGA